Messenger RNA from Adelges cooleyi (spruce gall adelgid), 2140 nucleotides. RefSeq names its product RNA polymerase I-specific transcription initiation factor RRN3-like. Gene Ontology annotation, cellular component: nucleus. Gene Ontology annotation, biological process: transcription initiation at RNA polymerase I promoter. The record is from RefSeq and is a predicted model, not a curated record. Bases 271 to 2088 code for a protein of 605 amino acids. Lineage: Eukaryota; Metazoa; Arthropoda; Insecta; Hemiptera; Adelgidae. Gene Ontology annotation, molecular function: RNA polymerase I core binding; RNA polymerase I general transcription initiation factor activity. The transcript has 11 exons.
UGUGGUUAACUCGCGGCCUGUGACGUUUCACACGUUAGCCAUACGUUAAAAUUUGCCGACAUCGUGUGUGUGUGUUCCGGAAUUUUUGUACGUUGCACGUUGUAGAGAGAAAAAAUUUGUACAAACCCUAUAAGAAAAAGUAAUACACAAAACGACAGUUCCAUUCGUUGGUUCGAACAAAGUGGACCUGUUAAGAAGUCCAAAAACACGUGAAUUUUCAGAGUUACCGUUUUUCCAAUCCACCGUCGUCAAAUGUAAAAGUGGGUCGAGAUGUCGUCCUAUCGGUCACCCAAAAGUGGUACACACCACUUGCGUCCGCCCAGCACUAGUACACCGUCUUUGUUGAAAAAACGUAACGUUGCUGCGUUAAAUAACGUGCCCAAGGCAAAAGUACAGUUUAACCUCGUCGAAAAUUUGAAGGCGCUGCUCAUCAGCUUCAACCAAAACGUAGACAAGGAAAAACUACAGUACAACAAUUUAAUCUGUAACAUCAGGGAUACGGGCAUCGAAAUAAAGGAUGCCGAGCUGAUAAAAUUACUCAAAGACGCGAGGAAUUGUAUCAACAUAUUGAACGAAAACCUGACGCUGUUUGUUAAAGUUAUAUUGGUGUUGAAAUGGAUGAACAGAAGCGAUGAAGUGGUCAACGAGUACCGCAAGUUCUUAUUGGACGUGUGUUCCGCUCAUAACUACCAUACGAAAUUCGCUAUAGAACAGCUUGUGUCUUGUUUUUCCGAAGUUAACAGCCUAGUAGUAGAUCGUGUCAACGGAAUGCCUAGUGAAGACGAAGAAAAAGGCUAUCAAAAUGUACACAAAACUCUUAGAGAUCUACUCAAAGUGAUUCCCUUAGCAAAAGACAUCCUAAUGGCUGCGUUGCAGAAGAAAUUCCCGUUCAAGAGAAAUAAUCCUGAGGCUCAUUUGCAUUAUAUACACAAUUUAUUCAUGAUAUUAGACUAUGAACCGUCGUUGAGGAAAAACAUUCUUGGUCUUAUUAUACACAAGCUAGUAGAAAUUGACGCCCACAUACCCAAAGAGGAACUCGAUCGUCUAAAAAAUUGUUUGACCGUUGAAACAGAAGAUAUUUUCGAGAUGGACAUCGAUGAAGCCAGUAUGCAGGCUGAUCCGGUGAAAAGAGAGGCUGAAUGUCUUUUACGGACAUUAGACUUAAGUAUUCUCAGGAUAUUUGAAUUUUUUAACUUGUCUUGUCACGAUAAGGACGGAAUAUUAAUAUGGGACAACACUAAAUCGUUGUACCAAGAUUUGUUAGCAGUAUUUGAAAGUGAAAUAUUACCUACUUACGCAAGUAGUCAUAUCCAAUACAUAGUUUAUUACUUUGUCAGCUUUAAGGCGACGUUGUCUGAGAAAUUUAGUAAUUAUUUGUGGAAGAAAUGUUGCGAUAUGUCAGCGCCUUCGACUUUACGUCAAGCCGCUGCCGGUUAUCUAGCCAGUUUCUUGAGUCGAGCUCCAUUUGUUUCCAUCAACGUUUUGAAAACGGCGUUGAGCGAUUUGUCAACAUGGUGCGUUAACUAUAUCAACAGAGUAGACAAGUCUGUAAAAGUGGUCAACGAAGAACUGCUGCGCUGGCACGCCGUGUUCUAUUCCAUGUGCCAAGCGUUGUUCUACGUAAUAGCUUUUAGGCAUGAAGACCUGAUGGAUAGUAAAAGAAAUCUUAAAUUCAUGGAAAAUUUGAACCUUUCCAAAAUAGUUACAUCCCGGCUGAGUCCUUUGAGGAUAUGUUGUUCGAAAGUGGCCAAUCACUUUGCACACAUUACUAAAACCUAUCAACUCACGUACUGUUAUACCGUCAUGGACGGUCACAUUAGGGUAACCGAUCAGGCCAUUAAAGAGCAAUGGCUUUAUUCGUUCUUCCCGUUCGAACCUUAUGUUCUUCCUAGAUCAAAAGACAUAAUAAUGCCAAAUUUGUUCAGAGACUUUGGUAGUAAUUUAAACGGCAGCUCUACGAUAGAAGAGGACGAAGAGAAAGACUCAUCCCUCAUUGAAAAUAUGGAUAUUAGUCCGAGUUUUUUGACUUCAAGUUCUCCAGCGAAAACCGAUUGGUUACGCCAACUAAUUAGUCAGCAAAACCCGUGAUAUCACUGUCUUUAUUAUAUUGUGAUGUUAUUAAUAAAAGUAAAAAUUGAAA